Molecule: messenger RNA, 4216 nt
Organism: Aricia agestis (brown argus)
Lineage: Eukaryota; Metazoa; Arthropoda; Insecta; Lepidoptera; Lycaenidae
Gene: Tmf
Product: TATA element modulatory factor
Exons: 9
Coding region: 143-3529 (1128 amino acids)
Cellular component (GO): Golgi apparatus; endoplasmic reticulum
Source: RefSeq, a predicted model, not a curated record
CUCGGGUGAUUAAUUUAUUUGUUGUGAAAAUAUUAUUAUGUGAUUUAAAAAACAUAGCUACGUGAAAACUAAACAAAUUUUGUGUUUUGGUGUCCAGUUACAUCCUUUUUUGCACUUCUACUUUGUCUAAUAUGUACUCAAAAUGAACUGGUUCGAUACAUCGGGGCUAACAAGUCUAGCUAAAACUGCGCUAAAAGAAGCCCAGAAAACUAUCGACAAAGCCCUAGAUAUUCAAGAUGAUAGCGGAGAUGAGCAGGAAGGUGCGGCCGACGGUCACAAGGCCCAGGCAUCCACAGAAGGCGACGGUACGCCUCAAAAGGAUAAUUCAGAUUUCUUCUCUUCCUGGGGCCUAACAGUGAGUGCGGAGAGCGCCAAGCCUGAACUGAUACAAGAGCAGCCCGUUGUCACCGAGAGUCCCUCUAAGACUAACGCGCAAAGCAUGUGGGGCUCCUUUGCUGGCUCGUUUUUUGAGCAGCCGAAACCCGAAAGUAGCAUCGUUCGCCCUCCGAAAGCUAAGUCUAUGAAUCUAAUUACAGACAAGUAUGAUAGCCAGGAUGACUUAUUCUCUAAGAGUCAGCUCGUUAUGUCCGACGGGAGCGAGUGUGGCUCCAAAUUCCAAGAUCCUAGCAAAGAUGAGAGGAGACGAAAUUCGUCUAUAUCUAACAUGCUAUCUCUAGUGUCCAGCAGAAACAGUUCAGACUCAGUGGAGGUGUUGUCCCAGAGCCUCAAAUCGUCCCCAGACUCUGAGCCUCUGUCUUGCCCCUCAGUGUCACACAGUAGCAGUGCAGGACCAAAGUUAAACUCAGAGUCAGUGGAGAUACUACCGGACAGUUUAGUCAGUCCUAGCUCAAUAGAAUGCCUGGGCUUUGAUAGCUACAUCAGUGAAAAGAACAGCCCCCUGAGUACCUCAUCUAAUAUGUCCCCAUGUGAUUCAUCAGAUAAAAAGUUAACCCCCGUAGGGGAUAGAACAGAGAGACCUGAAACUGCAGACAGUGUUAGCUUGGUGGCUGAUGAUGAUGAGGAUACUAUGUCCUACAAUUCCAUAUCUGAAUGUACAGCACCCACUGUACUCGACACAGAUGAUAAGCCAGUUAGCCCCUUCCCUAAAAUAGCAAGAAUCGAGAGAAGUAUUAGUAGAAAGGAGCCAGAGUUGCAGCAGUCCAUAUCAAGCCAAAGAAUGCAGAUUAGUGAGAAUUCAUCAAAUGAUGGUUCCUGGUCAGACAGGACAUUGAAUGCUGAUAAUGACAGUAUAAACAUGGAAAAUUCCUUGGAGGAGAUCAGAAAAGAGGCCGAGCAAGAGGACACACUGAUGGACAAGCUGAGUGACUCCUCCUCCUUCUAUAAUGUUAAGGUCACAAAGGACAUGAUGAAGUCGGAAAGCUCAGCAUUUGUCAAUGUAGAAAAGCAGCAGUGCAGUGCUACAGAUAGCUCAGAAUCAUCACAGAGAGAUGCCAGCUUGAAGGAGAGGACAUCACCUAUCAGUUCUGACAGCAAGAGUGACAUGGUGAAGAUCGGUUCUGACCGAACAUCAGGUCACACAUCUGGAGAUGAGUUAGAGACUGCCACAUCGUCGGACAUCGAAAUAAUCCCGAGCCCAAAUGGCAACAGCAGUAAUGGGUGUAGGAGAAGCCCGGGAAAAUAUGAUUUCAAACAGAAGACCGACGGUUCCACAUCACCAAAUCUGGUAGACUUAGUUUUAGGUAAAAGUUUGGCGUCCAAAAUAAGAGGGCACAAUCGGGAGUUGUCUGAAGCAUCAAUUCAAAGCAACACAAGCGACGAGAGCCAGUGCUCCGAAAAUGAUAGACUGAUGAGGAGGCUCUGUGAGAUGGCGGAGAUUCUGGAUGCGAGAGAGAACAGGCUGAUAGAAGUAAGUAGAAGUAAUGCAGAGCUGGUGGAGAGUAAUGCGAGUCUGAAGACACAGGUGGAGUCGCUCAUUGCCAAACAUGAGGGAGGCGACAUAAGCACUAUUACUGAAGACUACACACAGAGAAUGUCCGCUCUGGAAAAGAAGUUCCAACAGGCUAUAAGAGAAAAGGACCACCUUCGAAAGCAGGUGGACAGUCUGAAGGCGGAUGUAUCACGGAAGCAGCGGUCGGAGCUGGAGGCGACCCUAAGAGAGAAGGAGGAGAUGAUCAACCAGCUGACUGAGGAAGGGGAGAAGCUGGCGCGCCAGCAGCUCCAGCAUUCCAAUAUCAUCAAGAAGUUGAGAGCUAAGGAGAAGGAGAAUGAGCAAGUUAUUAAGGGGUUGAGGGACAAGAUAUCGGAGCAGACGGCGGAGAUCGAGCGCAUGAAGCGGUCGCUGGCGGCCAAGGAGGAGGUGGAGGUGUCGCAGAUUGAGGCCGUGUACCGCCUCACCACCGCCAACAACAAGCUGGAGGCCGAGGUCGAGGAGCUCCGAAGCCAGCUGGACGACACGCAAGCUAAGCUAGAAGUGUGUCGGACGAGCGCUGAAGCGGCGAAACGCGCGGCGGGCGAGCUGCGGCGCGACGCGGACGAGGCGGCGCGACUGCGGGCCAGCACCGAGCCGCUGAAGGCCAGCGCCGAGCGAGCAGCACGUGACGUUGAACGCCUGCGACACGAGAUGGCGCAGCUGCGGGCGGAGCGAGCCAAGGAGCAGCAGCGCUGGGCCGCGCGCGAGGACGCACUGCGACGUGAGGUGAACGAGGCCCGCGAGGCGGGGGCAGGCGCGGGGGGUGGGGAGGAGGCGCCGGGCGCGCUGCUGCACCAGCUGGCGGCCCUGCAGCGCGCCGCGCUCGACCGCGACCGCGCGCACGUCGCCGCGCACGCCGCGCUCAACAUGCGACUAGCGGAAGCGGAAGCGGCUGUAUCAGCAGCUGCUGCACGCGAGCGGGCGGCGCGGGCGGAGGCGGCAGCGGGCGCGGAGGCGGCGGCGGCGGCGGAAAAGCGGGCGCGGGCGGACGCGGCGCGCGCGCGGGAUAUGGCCGAGCGGGCUGCUGACGCCGAAAUGCGGUUGCAGGUGGCGCUAGAUAGCAAAAAUAAAGAAAUAGAAGAAUUACGCGCGGAGCUACAAGCGGCUCUGAGCGAGGAACGCGCGCGUGUGGCUGAGCUCAGCGCACAGCUGGAGGCGGAGCGCGCCGAGCGGGCCGCCGCCGACGAGAGACGACGACUAGCCGCGCUGCAGGCUGACCUGCAGUUACAGGAGCCGCCGUCGAUCCGCGGCGACGUAUCGCCGACGUCGGUGUCGUCGGAGUGCGUGUGGGAGGAGCCGCGCGUGUGGGCGGAGGAGGCGCGCGCAGGGGAGGCGCGGCGCGCGGGUGAGCGGCGCGGUGUGGCGGCGCAGCUGCGUGUAUUACAGGCGGAGCGAGCGGCGCUGCGGGACGAGUUGGCGGCUGCGCACGCUAAGUUGCAGGACCUACAGGCGGUGUCGGAGCAGCACGAGGCGCUGCUGGUGCUGUACGGCGAAGCGGAGGAGCGCCUGCAGGAGCUGCGGCUCGACCUGCACGACGUCACACAGCUCUACAAGCAGCAGCUCGACGAGCUCGUCAAGCUGAAACGCCAGGCCAACUGAGACUGCGAUAUCGCCCGUCUCUGUCUGACAAUGUCUACUACCUAACUCACCGGCACCCUAGACGAGCAAUUUUAUUGUCAAUAAUCACGCUUCAAUUUUAUUGCACAGUUUCUUUGACAAUAACAUUGAAGGCGUGCGAUGUUCAAUAUCAACCCUAGACUGUCAAUAAUAUUACGCAAUACGUAAUAUAGAUAAUAAAACUGCUCGCCUAGGCGGCCAGUAAUAAAAAUAUGCAGCUAAUAACUAUACCAAGGUCUGACAUAUUAAAAUAGUCAGGACAGACGGGCAUUAAAUGGUUUUUCGCUGCUUAAAUAUAGGGAAAAUUUCAAAUCGCUAAGUAAAAGGGGAACGUGCAGUGUUCUAUAGGUAUCUUUGAUGGAGUGAAAGCGGUGCGUAGGGGAACACUGGCAAUACGAAAUGUCGAGUAUCGAAAUAUCAAAAGAAACCGAGGGCAGUUUUUGAAGCCGCACGUUUUUUGUCUCAAUAAAUUACUCUUCUUUACACUUCGCCAUAGUUGGGUAAAAAAUAUGAAGACAAUUUCGAGUUGGCACCAUCUUUUACAAUUUUAAAUUAGAUAAGUUGUCAUUUAAACGUGAGUCGGGGGUAAAUUGAUUUAACUUUGUGUAGUGCCAUCAUUAAAAUCAUGUUAUAUUAUUUUGUAAAUGUGUGAAUUCAAAAUUGUAUUGU